AUGUUUCGAUGGAGCCCAAGUGAUAACCCAAGUGUAAUGAUGGUGGAGAAAAGACUCUGGUCAUACGAUACCGCCUCCUCAAAGUCUAUGUUGCAGUCGUACUUACGGCACUCGUACAACAACAAAAGCGCAGUCAACGUGGCAAAGUUGGACUUGAGGUCCGUCUUGAACAAGAAUAACCUGGAGGCCACUAGCAAUCGGGUAUCUGGGACCUGUCCGUUGAAGAACGACACCAACGCCUUGAUCGAUAGAACAAUGCUGAGAUUGGCACUUGGUGCUUGUAAGUUGGGUCCCGAUGGUGUUACCACUUCAUGCACAUAUCUGGCUAUGGUGUCGUGGUUGAAACAUUUUGUGAAGAACGUGUCUCUAUUGAACGACUUGAGAAGGACAAUGGACUCCUCGUAG
Messenger RNA from Candida tropicalis MYA-3404, 405 nucleotides. RefSeq lists its product as uncharacterized. The transcript has a single exon. The coding region runs from base 1 to 405 and encodes 134 amino acids. NCBI's taxonomy places the organism in Eukaryota, Fungi, Ascomycota, Pichiomycetes, Serinales, Debaryomycetaceae. The record is from RefSeq and is a predicted model, not a curated record.